CGGCCCACCCGCUCGUCCACGCGCCUCGCGCGCGCGCCGCCGCGCCCACAUCAUAUACACCCGCCGCGCGGGACUCUCCCGCCAUUUGAUCCGCCCGACUUCUCUUCUCUUCUCCCUCCGAUCCCCUCGACACGAGCCAAAGGAAGUGAUGGCCCAUGCCGCCACCACGGCAGCAGCGCUCUUCUUCUUCUUCUUCCUCCUCCACGCCGCCGUCCGUGCCGACGCGGCGGCGACGCUGUCGCAGGGCCAGUCGUUGGGGGCCAACGACAGGCUCGUGUCGCCCGGCGGCACCUUCGCGCUGGCCUUCUUCACGCCGACCGAGGGCGACCCCUCGCGGCGGUACCUGGGCGUCAUGUACGCGCGGGCCAAGGAGCAGACGGUGCCGUGGGUGGCCAACCGCGACGCGCCCGUGAGCGCGUCCUCGGCGUACUCGGCGGCCGUCACGGCGUCGGGCGAGCUGCGGGUCAUGGAAGGCGACCGCGUCGCCUGGAGCACCAACACGUCCUCGCCGCUGGGGAACGUCACCCUCGCCAUCGCCGAUAACGGGAACAUCCAGCUGACCGCCGGGCGGCGGCGACGGGGGCAGCCGGAGCUGGUCUGGCAGAGCUUCGACCAACCGGCGGACACAUUCCUCCCCGGGAUGAAGAUCACCCUCGACCGCCGCAACGGGGCCGUCGUCAGCCGGACGCUGUUCACGUCGUGGCGGAGCGCCAGUGACCCCGGCACCGGCGACUUCACGCUCGGACAGGACCCACUCGGCUCCGCGCAGCUCUACAUCUGGCGCCGGAGCCCCCAGGGCGGUGGCGGCGCCGGCGGCGAGGAGAACACCACCUACUGGCGCUCCGGCCAGUGGGCCAACACCAACUUCGUCGGCGUGCCGUGGCGCUCCCUGUACGUCUACGGCUUCAAGCUCAACGGCGACCCGUCGCAGCGCGACGGAGUCAUGUCCUACGUCUUCAACACCUACAACACCUCCGAGUACCGGUUCAUGCUCCACCCCAACGGCACCGAGACGUGCUACAUGCUCCUCGACACCGGCGAGUGGGAGACCGUCUGGUCGCAGCCGACGAUCCCCUGCCACGCCUACAACACCUGCGGCGCCAACGCCGAGUGCGCCGCCGGCAACAAUGGCCGGCCCGUCUGCACCUGCCUGAAGGGUUUCGAGCCGAGAGACCCGGCGGCGUACGGCGGCGGGAACUGGGCGCAGGGCUGCGUGAGGAGCGCCCCGCUGACCUGCGAGACCAACGUGAGCGGCGGCGGCGGCGUCGGGUUCGCCGACCUCCCCGGCGUUAAGCUACCCAACUUCGCCACCUGGGUAACGACGGUGGGCGACGAGAACGCGUGCAGGCAGACGUGCCUGGCCAACUGCUCCUGCGGCGCCUACAGCUACAGCAUCGGCACCAGCUGCCUGACAUGGGGCCAAGAACUGCUGGACAUCUACCAGUUCCCGGAUGGAGAAGGCUACCAUCUGCACGUCAAGGUCCCGGCAUCCAUAUUAGACACGGGCUCCAAAACGAGGCGAUGGACAACAGUGGUCAUUGCAGUUAUCGUCGUUGUGGCUGUGUUAGCAGGAUGCGGCCUUCUCCUGUGGAAAUGCAGGAGAAGAAUCAAAGAGAAACUUGGCAUCGUUGGAAGUAGGGGGAAGCCAAGGCUCCCGUCGCUGCUCCCUGUUCGGGAAUCAAGGCAGGAUUUCUCAGGGCCGAAGCAGCCUGAGCAAGAGGAGGCAGAGGGCGGCAAGAAGUGCGAGCUGCCGCUGUUCCCCUUGGAGGUGGUAGCGGCGGCCACCGGCGACUUCAGUGCCGACAACAAGCUCGGGGAGGGAGGCUUCGGCCACGUCUACAAGGGAAAGCUCCCCGGCGGCGAAGAGGUCGCGGUGAAGAGGCUGUCCCGGAGCUCCGGCCAGGGCCAGGAGGAGUUCAAGAACGAGGUGAUCCUGAUCGCCAAGCUGCAGCACCGCAACCUUGUGAAGCUGCUGGGGUGCUGCAUCCAGGGGGAGGAGAAGAUCCUGGUGUACGAGUACAUGCCCAACAAGAGCCUCGACGCCUUCCUAUUCGAUCCGGCGAGGCGAGGUCUGCUGGACUGGAAGACGCGGUUCCACAUCAUCGAGGGCAUCGCGCGGGGGCUCCUCUACCUGCACCGCGACUCGCGGCUCCGGGUGGUGCACCGGGACCUCAAGGCCAGCAACAUCCUGCUGGACCGGGACAUGAACCCCAAGAUCUCCGACUUCGGCAUGGCGCGGAUCUUCGGCGGCGACCAGAACCAGGUGAACACGAACCGCGUGGUGGGCACACUGGGGUACAUGUCGCCGGAGUACGCCAUGGAGGGGCUCUUCUCGGUGCGGUCCGACGUGUACAGCUUCGGCAUCCUCAUCCUGGAGAUCGUGUCGGGCCAGAAGAACAGCAGCUUCCACCACAUGGAGGGAUCCAUCAACAUCGUCGGGUACGCGUGGCAGCUGUGGAGCGCCGGCAAGGGGGAGGAGCUCGUCGACCCGGCGGUCCGGGCGGCGGCGGGGGCGGCGACGGCGGAGGCGCUGCGGUGCGUGCACAUGGCGCUGCUGUGCGUGCAGGACCACGCGUGCGACCGGCCCGACGUGCCCUACGUGGUGAUGGCGCUGGGAAGCGACAGCUGCGUGCUGCCGACGCCCAAGCCGCCGACGUUCACGCUGCAGUGCACGUCGUCGGACAGGGACGGGCUGUUCGGGGGCGGGCAUGCCGACGAGUCCUACUCCGCCUGCGACCUCACCGUCACCAUGCUGCAGGGGAGCUUCGCCCAGCAUCAUGGCGCCGGAAUUGUGCAGCUUGAUCAGGCCAAGAAUCAAAAACCGGCGGGCAGUAGCACAAGGGCUGCAACACAAGCAUGGAUAAACGAUAUUGCUGGACGGUUAACAGUAACCGUGCUAACUGAAUACAUCGGUCUUUGGCAUCAGUUACAGCAGGUUCAGUUAACGGCCAGCGUUGAAGACUCAGUCUCCUGGAAAUGGGACAUCUCCCAUUCCUACUCUGCAAAAUCGGCCUGCAAGUUCUACAACACCGCCAUCGAGUUUGCUGCAGCUGAACCAAUUUGGAAAGCUUGGGCACCAUUGAAACUCGUCAUAGUUGGGGGGACGGGGGAAUUGGGCAGUGAGUGCGUCGCGCUUUUCCGGCCUGUGCCGAACAGAGCCAUGGUUGCGGGCGUGCGGCCGCCAUUAGCUCAGCUGCUUUUGCUUCCCCUGCUCGUUACGUUCUUCUCCUCCCCUGCCUCCGCGGCAGAUACCAUCGCUGCCAACUCCUCCCUAGCCGAUGGCGAGACGCUUGUUUCGGCGGGCGGGGUCUUCGAGUUGGGCUUCUUCACCCCGGCGAGCUCGACGGCGAGGUUCUUGGGCAUCUGGUACAUGGGCAUCGCUCCCCAGACCAUCGUCUGGGUCGCUAACCGGGACGCGCCGAUCACCGGCGCCACGGCUAGCCUUGCCAUCAACGCCACCGGCAGCCUGGUGAUCGCCGAUAGCUCCGGGCGUGUAUUCUGGUCAUCGGCGCCGUCGAACACGAGCGGCACCGGCGCCCCCGUAGCGCAGCUGCUGGACAGCGGCAACUUCGUGCUCCGGGACGGCGGUGGCGCCGUCCUGUGGCAGAGCUUCGACCACCCGUCCGACACCCUGCUCCCUGGCAUGAAGCUCGGGUGGGACCUGACCACCGGGCUCGACCGGCACCUGACGACGUGGCGGAGCCCCGGCGACCCGUCGCAGGGCGACUACACGUUCGGCAUCGACAUCCGCGGCGUGCCCGAGGGGUUCAUACGGUACAACGGCACGGCGCCGGUGUACCGGAACGGGCCGUGGAACGGGCUGCAGUUCAGCGGCGAGCCGGAGAUGGAGCCCAACAACAGCAACUUCCGGUUCGAGUUCGUCGCCAACGCCAGCGACGUGUACUACACGUUCGUGGUGGACGGCGCCGCCGGCGUUGUGUCGCGGUUCGUGCUGAACCAGUCCAGCGUGCAGCGCUACGUGUGGCCGCCGGGCGGCCACGCGUGGAGCCUCUACUGGUCGCUGCCGCGGGACCAGUGCGACCACUACGCGCAGUGCGGCGCCUUCGGCGUCUGCGACACCGCCAGCGGCUCGCCGGCGUGUGGCUGCGUGCACGGCUUCACGCCGGCGUCGCCGCGGGACUGGCAGCUCAGGGACAGCUCCGCCGGCUGCCGGCGCGUGACGCCGCUCAACUGCACCGGCGACGGGUUCCUGCAGCUGCGCGGCGUGAAGCUGCCGGACACGACGAACGCCAUGGAGGACAAGAGCAUCACCGUCGACCAGUGCAGGCAGAUGUGCCUGGCCAACUGCUCCUGCUUGGCCUACGCCGCCUCAAGCAUCAAGGGCGGCGACAGCGGCUGCAUCAUCUGGAGCUCGCUGCUGAUAGACAUCAGGCAUUUCCCUUCCGGUGGCGAGGAUCUGUACAUUCGUCUUGCGGCGUCCGAUCUGCCUUCCAAUGGAGGCGGUCCCAGUAAGACCAACAUAGUUGUCGCCGUUUUCGUAAGCUUAGCAGCCUUUCUCCUCUUCGGGCUCGGCGGAUUCUUCUUCUGGAACAAGUUUUUCAGAAACAAAGGGACGUCUCAGAGCACGCAGAGGUUCAACUCGUUUGACUCCAGUAUCCCACUUACUCCGGUCCAAGACAGGAAGCUGGAAGAUGAAUCCGGUCAGAACAAAGACCUGAACGUCACGCUCUUUGACAUGGCGACCAUAGCUUUCUCCACUGACAAUUUUGCGACAUGGACCAAGCUUGGAGAAGGCGGCUUUGGCGCUGUCUACAAGGGGGAGUUGGAAGGAGGGCAGACGGUGGCGGUGAAGCGGCUGUCCAAGUUCUCGACGCAGGGCUUGGGCGAGUUCAAGAACGAGGUCAUGCUCAUCGCCAAGCUGCAGCAUGUGAACCUCGUCAGGCUCCUGGGCUGCUGCAUCCACGGAGAGGAGAGGAUCCUGGUGUACGAGUACAUGGAGAACAGGAGUCUCGACAACUUCAUCUUCGACAAGGGUCGAUCAGCGCAGCUGGACUGGUCGAAGCGGUUCGACAUCAUCCUGGGCAUCGCCCGGGGGCUCCUGUACCUGCACCAGGACUCCCGGUACAAGGUGAUCCACCGGGACCUCAAGGCCGGCAACAUCCUCCUGGACAGGGACAUGAACCCCAAGAUCUCCGACUUCGGCGUGGCCAGGAUCUUCGGCGACGACACCGACUCGCACACCAGGAAAGUCGUCGGGACAUACGGGUACAUGUCGCCGGAGUACGCCAUGGACGGCGUCUUCUCAGUGAAGUCCGACGUGUUCAGCUUCGGCGUGCUUGUCCUCGAGAUCGUCAGCGGCCGAAAGAACCGGGGCAUCUACAGCAGCGGCGAGCAGACGAGCCUCCUCAGCCACGCGUGGAAGCUGUGGAGGGAGGGCAACGCGGUGGCGCUGCUGGACGAGACGGUGGCCGGCGCCGGCGAGCACAGGGUAUCGGAGGUGCGGCGGUGCGUGCAGGUGGCGCUGCUGUGCGUGCAGGAGCGGGCCGACGACCGGCCGCACAUGGCGGCGGUGUUCAUGGCGCUGGGCAACCCGGGCGCGGUGCUCCCGCAGCCGAGGCACCCGGGGUUCUGCAGCGACAGGGGCUCCACCUCCACCGACGGCGAGUGGUCGUCAACCUGCACCGUCAACGACGUCACCGUCACCAUCGUCGAAGGCCGGUGACACCACGUGGCGUUAGCCCUGAACUCUGCACUUGGAUUUUGACAUUUUGUGCCUUGCGAUCUGUGUGAAUAGUAGCAUAGUAGUGGUGGUGUUCAGGUGUUGUAUGGAGCCAUAUGUCACUAGGCCACCCUCCCCGUCGGGUGUGUUUGGAUGAAGGUACGGUGGGAUGGGGCAGGGUCAUCCUUCUUUUUGAAGGAUGAGAUAAUCCCACCUAGUAUUUAGUUAGAGUGAUGAGGACGUCCUAGUUCGUUGUUUGGUUGGCAAAACAAGGACGGUUCAUUAUUGACGGCGUUUGCAUC
Messenger RNA from Setaria italica (foxtail millet), 5982 nucleotides. RefSeq lists its product as uncharacterized. Gene Ontology annotation, molecular function: ATP binding; protein serine/threonine kinase activity. The record is from RefSeq and is a predicted model, not a curated record. Lineage: Eukaryota; Viridiplantae; Streptophyta; Magnoliopsida; Poales; Poaceae. Gene Ontology annotation, biological process: protein phosphorylation; recognition of pollen.